UCUACUGUGGGACGGAAAGAAACUAAAGAAGGAUCUCUCCUGUUUUGACAAUGUUCCAUUCUGCCAUUUUAUAGUUUUUUUGUGUGAGAGAAGGCAGAGAUAGCAGCUAAAUGGAGGCGGUGUUUCCUGCGAUGAGCCACCACUAAACAAAUAGCAGAAGUGCAUGUGAACUGUGCAGAGCUGGUGUUGAGGUGUUGUGAAUUUGACUUCCGACUGCUGAAAACAAAAAGGAAGUUAUCAUCAGAGUGCUAAAAAAAAGAAAGAAAUACUAUCGUAGCUCAAUACGACACUGAUCAGUAUGGACCGCGGGUUCCUCCAGAACACAAGGAUGACUUUGAUCUACUCGGUGAUUCUCUGCCUCUUUGUUGAGGCUUGGAGCAUAAGGCUUUGUAUCAAAGAGUUAACCAAGAGACCAAUUGUGUGGACUUCUACCAUGGCGGAGGGACAAGCUGGCACACUGACAUGUACGACUGAAGCAUUAUGCAGCGGAAGCCCACAGGUCCACUGGGAAUGGACUAAAGCGGAUGGACAAUCCAUAUCGCUACAUGGCGAUAGUUUGCUGUGUUUAAUUGUGGACUUUUGUUAUAAGGCUAUUAAUACAUUAAAACUCACUCCUAUCGCCGAGGACCACAACACCGACAUCACAUGUGUGGCAGUUUACGAUCACGCGGUUGUCAAGACAACCGUCCCCUUGACUUUGAGAUUUCCUCCUAAGAUCCAAAACGGUUCCCAGUGCAUGGUUGAAGGGAAGCUUGUGGUCUGUGUGUGCAUCAGUCGGGGGAAUCCUCUGCCACUGAUCGCCUGGCCUUGUGACUCUCUCACCAACUUCUCAGUCACCAGCUGGAGCCACAUCCAGACAGUUCACAGCACCAUCACGAUGCUCGCUGCCGACCACAACGCCAUCAAAUGCAUCAGCAGCAACGAACUGGGCCGGAUCGAGUAUGAACCGGCGCUCCUGAACUACGCGAACAACAAUUGGUCUGAUGGUAUGAAUCCCAAGCCGCAUGCGGCCCUUCCUUGGAUAAUUGCUGGUGUGUCUUUAAGUGUGAACCUGGUCCUCCUCACCACCCUGAUCACCUGCACAUGGGGUAAGAGUCAACAGAGGGAACCGUGUGAUGAAACGACCUAUGCUACCUUGAAUCAAGUAGAUGAUGGGCAAGAAUAUAGUGUUAUUACACGACGUGCCAGGGCUUGUGCCACCCAAGAAAUCUGAUUGGCCAUCUUUUAUAUUCAAGUACAGGAAUUUUAGAAACCGUUAGAUACUGUAAUGUUAGUAAUAAGUAAGUAAGAGACAGAAAUGGUAAAUAAAUGCUAUUGAUUUGCUUUUGUGUGCGUGCACAUACUUCAUGCUAAGCCGGCAUAAAUCAGGCCCUCUGUUGGGCCACCCAAGUCAAAGAAGUCUUGACACGCCACAGACCAUAAUGUCCUACUGCUCGUUGAGACCCAAUUGCUUUAGUCUUUGAGUUAUGUAUUGUUUCCUUUAUUAAUUUUCAUUAAAUCUUUGAACUACAAA
Molecule: messenger RNA, 1513 nt
Organism: Cyclopterus lumpus (lumpfish)
Lineage: Eukaryota; Metazoa; Chordata; Actinopteri; Perciformes; Cyclopteridae
Exons: 6
Coding region: 299-1213 (304 amino acids)
Source: RefSeq, a predicted model, not a curated record